This is a messenger RNA of Stylophora pistillata, 1322 nucleotides long. RefSeq lists its product as uncharacterized. Lineage: Eukaryota; Metazoa; Cnidaria; Anthozoa; Scleractinia; Pocilloporidae. Gene Ontology annotation, molecular function: protein-hormone receptor activity; G protein-coupled peptide receptor activity. The record is from RefSeq and is a predicted model, not a curated record. Gene Ontology annotation, biological process: adenylate cyclase-activating G protein-coupled receptor signaling pathway; hormone-mediated signaling pathway; activation of adenylate cyclase activity. Gene Ontology annotation, cellular component: plasma membrane.
AUUUACCUGAUCACCAUAGGUGUGAUGGAUGCGAUAUGGGCAGGACAAUACUACUUGCAUGACUAUAGCUGGCGUUCGAGUCUGUUAUGCCAGAUAACUGGCGCAAUCGCAGUGUUAUCAAGCGAGUUGGAAACAGAUUGUGGGUCCAGGCGAUGUCAGCCAAUACCCAGCGAGAGACAGCUCUUGCCAAACGGGUGUUUUUCAUCAUCCUGACUGACUGCAUCUGCUGGAUGCCAGUCAUUGUUAUUGGACUCAGGUCCCUUGUGGAAAAGUCGUUCAGGACACCAGGAGAUCUUGCCGUGUGGAUCGCAGUGUUUGUUCUCCCAUUCAACUCCGCCAUCAAUCCAAUCCUAUACACCUUGUCCACCACACAGGUUCGAGAUGUUCUCAAAGCAAAAUGGCAACAGCUGUGCAACUAUUUCAUGGCAAAGUGUAGUCGAACGCAAACCGGAGAAGAUGUGAGAGAUCCGGGUCACGGUCAGGCUUUGGAGAUGAGGACUUUCGGAGCUGCUGGAGGGGAAGAGGCCGAGGAGGAACUUGAAAAAGACCAAGAGGAGGUCCAUAAACAUGAUCACCCAUGUCUAGAACAUACUGAGCCCCAAGAUACAUGUAAAUGGAAGCUGAACACAAAACACAGAAAGCCUGCCAAGCCAGAACAGCCUGAAACUGAGCCUACCGACUCUACCGACAAAAUAACACCACACCCAAAGGAGACAGAGACUAAAGAUCAUAAACAGUCCCAUAAAGAUGUUGCAGCAAAUUCUGAAUAUGAAGAGUUACCGACAGAUUUUCAAGGGGAUCAAGACCAAUCUACUGAUGAAGUUGAAAUCCAGCAAGACCCAGAGAGUGAUGAUAGCGAUGACAGUAAUGACGAGUCCAAAGAUCAAAGUGAGCAUGAGAAAAUCGUAGAGCACACCAAUCAUGAAGAGCCUGAGGAGAGAGAUGAGACUGAAGAGGUUGAAAAAGCACAGGAUAAACACGAGGAUCCAUCAGAGAAGAAAGACGAACCUGAAAAGCAAGAAGAAGAAUCUGAAGAACAGCACGAAGAUGACGUCGAAGACGAGCCUGACAAGCCAUUAAGCUGGAAAAGACGAACAGUUUAUCGUGAAUAAGGGUAUGUUUAAUAACCCUCUGCUUCUUCUGAAAAAUAAGAACUUUGAUAUAUUGAGAUCUUUUCACCAAUUUAGAGGACUAAUGGUAAACAACCUCUCAUCAUCAUACCUUGCACAAAUUGUUAGUUUCUCAAAUUUCGUCACCUUGUUUUCCUUGCUAAAUUACGUAAAAUGGUUUAUUCGAACGGUUAAAGAGUUUUUACACUACGG